AUGGCAGCAUCGAUAAUCACUGAAUUUGGUAUAACUUUGCAUGAUGUAGACAAAAACACGCUGGACAAAACAAUCUUACACUUUUUGAAGAAGUAUUCUACUGGCAACUAUAAGAUAAAUAAGCGUGGCACUCCUUAUCGUAUGUAUUCAAUUGUAGUUUUUCUUCAUUGGAAAACAAAACGGAUUGUUUUUGCAGGCAAAAAUGGUGAAGAAUGUCAACGGAUCUAUAUCGGAUUCGAUUCUCUGAAGAGUGUCGAUGAAUUUAUGGAAGGACGGCCUUUUACGUUGAAUGGUAAACUAUUAAAAGUUAUGCGAAGUUUGCCGAAAAAUCGAUUGUAUGAUCGAAUGGUUACCGGUUUGAAAAUAAGCAUACAAUCAUUUCAAGAUGAGCAUUUAUUGACUGAUAAAGUGAAUGAAAACGAUUUAAGCAAGCAUUUUCAAUACAAUGGAAAGAUUCUUUCCAGCAAGUGGAUGAAUUCAGCUAAAACGGAAGCCUUAUUUCAAUUCAAUGAUUAUGAUGCAGUCGAUAGAAACAUCAUCUGUAACCAAAGAUUGAAAAUUAAGGGACGAACAAUUGAUUUAGAAAAAUACAUUACAGACGCAGAUUGUAUUGCAAACAACAUUCCUUAUUGUAUUCAUGUUACAAAUCUACCUGUUCGUGUUACAAGCGAAGAAUUAGCUAAUAUAUUCAAAGUUCGUAUUCCUUUUAUUCUUGUACAUCCAUGUUUUCUAAUCGAACAAGCGCAUUCAACUGAUGCUCGAACAACGAGCGAAGCUUGGAUAAAAGGAGUCAAAGACAAAGCAGAUGCACAACAUAUAGCUGAAGAAAACAAUGGCAAAAUUCUGCGUAGAAAUCGUAUUGUAUGUCAAGUGAUGCAAGAAGAAAUCGACGAAGAUGAAUUGUGUACGAAUUUUCUAAAAGGUCAAUGCCCAUAUACAAAUGACACGUGUCACUUCAGACAUAUCAGCUGUGAUGAACCUGAUACUUGCGAAAAUCCGGAUUGUUGGUAUGGACAUACGGAUGUGCGCCCAACUAGACCGCAUUUUCGACCCCCGCAGCGUUUGGAAGAUGCACGUUAUCGUGUCAAACUGAGCAAUCUACCUCCCGAUGUUACUCAUGAUGAUCUUCUCAAACGGUUGAAUAUCAAUCCGAAAUUUUCCCAGCAUUUAAUUUUGCAACCAUUCGAUGGCAAUUCAACGAAGCCGUCAAUAACAGCUUACCUAGUACGACAACCAUCUGAAAAUAGACUUCGACAAUUGAUAGAUAAAUAUCAUGACACAUUUUAUUCGUCGACGAGACAACAAAGAAUACAAUGUCAAUUAGAAUUAGCCCAGGAGUUGUUCGAAUGGAAUGAUAAUACGGAUAUAAUUCCAUCGGUUAACAGCAGUCGAUCUGCAUCACCGACACGAAGUCUUGGGAGCACUUGUUCAAAUCGAAGUCGACUACAACAGUCAUAUUCAUCCGUUGCAGCUGCUAAUACUGUUGAACAUUCUCAAAUGAGUAAGCAGCCGUAUAUAUCAUCGUCGAUUUCAACAAAUAGAUCAACUGUUCAAAAAGACAAACUCGCCAGCUCCUCGCAGAGAUCACAAACACAGACUACAGUUCGCUCAUCGCCUUCGGAUAUGUCGCAACUGGCCGCUCAUUGGAAGUGGACCGGUGAAAUGAUGAAUGCCGAUUCAUCUGAUACAGAUCAACAAUAUCGAUUGAAAAGUUCAUCGAAGAAAGGCACGGGCGCCAUAAUAAAAAUCUACUCGCCAGGAAGUCAUGGGAAAACCUUAUUACGUGCUCGUCGUGAGCGAGUUGCUCUACAACUGCUAAGUAAAUUGCAUAAUUGUGUGCCGAAGAUAUGCGAAAGUAAUGUAGUCGAUGAAGCUUCAUCAAAAACAGAAUUCUGGACAAUUAUGAAGUUAAUGGAUGGCGAAAGACUUUCAGAUUAUCUAAAAGUCCAUGGUAAAGUUCCAUUGCUUGGAGCUUUACAAAUCUGUCGAUCCUUGUUAAUGAUCAUCAAACAAGUUCACAAUCACAAGAUUGUUCAUCGUGACAUUCAACCAAAAAACAUUCUUAUUCAACGAGAUCCAACAACGGAUGAUUUCAGAUUGAUGCUAGUUAACUUCACUUCGGCAUGGAUCGAUGGUAAUCAACAGCUUGAAGAGAUCAAUUUUCAAACUAAUCAACAAGUUCAACCUUGUCAACACAGUCCUACAAUUGACGCAUCGGGUACCUGCGCUCUUCUCUUCAGGCUGCUCACUGGUCACAAACCAAGAGCAUCUCGUGAUAUAUAUGGCAAUGCACCGCAUCAAUUGCGUGAUAACGUCAAAAUUAUCGAAAGUAAAAUUGACGCUGUCACAAGUUUUAACCACGAUAGAAUUAUGUAUCAACAUAUAGAAAAACAUUUAAUGCUAAUCUUCGAUCGUGGUUUUGCUGGUCCAGAUCAGCAAUGGUCAAUAGAUGAACUUGAUUACCAGCUUCAAUGCAUCAUCGUGCCACUCCAGGGCAAACACGAACGAACCGACUAUUUCCCUGUUUCAUCGACAGUUAAUGCUGAACCGACAUUGCCGGUGAUUUCUUUCGAAGAUCCGUUUGUCUGCAUGGUGUCAAUGAUAUAUAAUUUAAAAACUAGACUCGUCGAUCGUUAUCGUAAAUGCAUGCGUUGGUCAAGUCAAGGAAAAAACCAGUGGAUUACUGAACAUAAACUGAUCGAAAAUCGUGAUAUGUUAAUCUUUUGGUAUCAGGGAACUGAUUUAACAAUUGAUAUUCAUUGGAAUGUCACAAUUUUGGAAAAUGAUCAAUUUAAGUUAGUUAUUAACGCAAAGGGCCCGGAUAAAGUUAAUUUAGAAUUACCUCUUGGUAGUUGGAGCAUCAAGCAGCCAUCUGCGGAUUUCGAAAUUUUAUUAAAAAGUGUGGAAUUAAAAAUGAAGAUUUUGAUUUGUAUUUUUUAUCACAAUCAUAAUCAAGAAAAUUAA
Molecule: messenger RNA, 2964 nt
Organism: Adineta ricciae
Lineage: Eukaryota; Metazoa; Rotifera; Eurotatoria; Adinetida; Adinetidae
Source: the annotation of a GenBank genome assembly